Messenger RNA from Poecilia latipinna (sailfin molly), 3732 nucleotides. Its product is annotated as glutamate receptor ionotropic, kainate 1-like. The coding region runs from base 637 to 3372 and encodes 911 amino acids. Gene Ontology annotation, cellular component: membrane. Lineage: Eukaryota; Metazoa; Chordata; Actinopteri; Cyprinodontiformes; Poeciliidae. The record is from RefSeq and is a predicted model, not a curated record. Gene Ontology annotation, molecular function: ligand-gated monoatomic ion channel activity; signaling receptor activity. The transcript has 17 exons. Gene Ontology annotation, biological process: monoatomic ion transport.
CAGUCACCGCGUACCUUCAGAGUAAAAGCUGCUUAUUUCAAGUUUUGGGAGUUAAUUUUACCUGUGGAAUAAUCAUUUAUUAGAUCAAGUUUACAAAUUAAUGAUCGAGAGUUUUACUCUAGAGUGUAACUCAGUAAAAGAUGAUGAAUCUGACUUGUUUCUACCAUCACAAUUUCUAUAUCCUAAUUUAGAAUAGUUUAAAAUAAACGGAGACAUAAACUUGGCAGUAAAAGAAGUUGAGUUCCUGUUUCCGUGUGUCUUAUUUUGAUGAAUCGAACCGGACAUUUAACUUCCUUGAGUUUCACACAUCCACUCUGGCGUUUCUUUGAAGCUGGCACCUCUUGGAUGCGCACAAUCCGGUGGAUUUGUUUUGUCACCCUUGCUGCUUGGUCUUUUUUUCUAUAUUUUGAAAAUGAGACUUUAAAUUUUAAAAGUCUUAUUUGUGAAAGAAAGCGUCUCAAUGUAAUUUUUUUUUCACCGUACCUUCAGCUGUGGAUGGAGUGAUGCGCAGCGUAUCGGUUUGGGAAUAAAACUUGCCGUGCGUCGCCGUGACCCAUCCGUGGUGUCCUCGGUUGGACAGAAACCCUUUUGGUCUGUCAUGGUCCCAAAACUCCCAGAGAGUUUGCUUGGAAAACCAUGGAGCACCGAAAGAGACUCUUCUGUUACAUUGUCGUCGCGGCAGAGCUCUGUUUGGCUUCAGCACAAGUCCUCAGAAUUGGUGGCAUUUUCGAGACCAGAGAAAGUGAGUUAGUGAGCAUGGACGAGCUGGCCUUCAAGUUUGCUGUAAAUAACAUAAACCGCAAUAAGACCUUGAUGCCCAACGCAACUCUAACCUACGACAUUCAGAGGAUCAACGUCUUUGAUGGCUUUGAGGCUUCUAGGAGAGUGUGUGACCAGCUAGCACUCGGGGUAGUGGCUGUGUUCGGACCCUCUCACAGCUCCUCAGUCAGUGCGGUGCAGUCCAUCUGCAACGCUCUGGAAGUUCCUCACAUACAGACUCGGUGGAAGCACCCCUCAGUGGACAACAAAGACACUUUUUUUAUUAACCUAUAUCCUGAAUAUACAGCCAUCGCCAGGGCCAUCCUAGAUGUGGUCACAUUUUUUAAAUGGAGGAAACUAACAGUGGUCUAUGAAGACAGCACUGGUUUGAUGCGCAUGCAGGAGUUGAUUAAGGCUCCAGCUAAAUUAAACUUGAAGAUCAGGAUACGGCAGCUCACCCUUGGCAACCAAGAUGCUCGGCCGCUGCUGAAGGAGCUGAAGAAAGACAGAGAGUUUUUUAUUAUCUUUGACUGUUCUUACCGCACAGCUUCUGAACUUCUAAAGCAGCUUUCAUCUAUGGGAAUGAUGACAGAAUACUACCAUUUUUUCUUCACAACUUUGGAUUUGUUCGCUCUGGACCUGGAACCCUACCGUUACAGUGGGGUCAACAUGACUGGUUUCAGAUUGCUUAACUUUGAUGAUCCGUGGGUGGCUUCGACCAUUGACAAGUGGUCUUCGGACAGAGUACAGGCUCCCAAACAGGAGAGUGGUCUGAUGGAAGGAGUCAUGACAACAGAUGCAGCCUUGAUGUUUGAUGCCGUGUACAUGGUUGCUGUCGCGUCGCAGCGGGCCACUCAGAUGACCGUCAGCUCGCUGCAGUGUCACCGCCACAAGCCCUGGCGCUUUGGACCUCGCUUUAUGAACCUGUUCAAGGAGGCACAGUGGGAUGGACUGACAGGGCACAUUGUACUUAAUAAGACAGAUGGCCUAAGGAGAGACUUUGAUUUGGACAUUAUCAGCCUCCAAGAAGACGGCACUGCCAGAGGUGUUGUGGAGGGCACAAGUCGCCUCACAAAAAGGUGGAUCAAGGUGGCUGUGUGGAACUCAUACAGGGGGAUGAAACUAAUGGAGAAGACCAACCGGGAAAAGAAUACCAAUGUGACAGACUCUCUGGCUAACAGGACUCUGAUUGUCACAACCAUACAGGAAAAUCCUUAUGUGAUGGUAAAAAAGUCUGAAAAGGAGCUGGUUGGAAAUGACCGUUAUGAGGGAUACUGCAUGGACCUUUUGAAGGAGCUCUCCAACAUCUUGGGUUUUACAUAUGAAGUCCGGUUGGUGGGUGAUGGGAAGUAUGGAGCUCAGAAUGAUAAGGGAGAAUGGAACGGGAUGGUCCGGGAGCUAAUCGACCAUGUCGCAGAUCUUGCUGUGGCUCCCUUGACUAUCACUUACGUUCGAGAAAAAGUGAUUGACUUUUCCAAGCCCUUCAUGACUUUAGGAAUCAGUAUCUUGUACCGGAAACCCAACGGUACCAAUCCAGGCGUGUUCUCCUUCCUCAACCCUCUGUCCCCGGACAUCUGGAUGUAUGUGCUACUAGCCUGCACUGGGGUCAGCUGUGUGCUCUUUGUGAUUGCAAGGUUUACACCAUAUGAGUGGUACAACCCACAUGCCUGCAAUCCAUCCUCAACUUUGGUACAGAACAACUUCACCCUGCUCAACAGUUUCUGGUUUGGCAUUGGAGCGCUAAUGCGACAAGGCUCUGAAGUGAUGCCUAAGGCUUUGUCUACCCGUAUAGUUGGGGGUAUCUGGUGGUUUUUCACCUUAAUUAUCAUAUCCUCCUACACGGCCAACUUGGCAGCCUUCCUGACAGUUGAAAGAAUGGAUGCCCCCAUCGACUCUGCAGACGACCUCGCCAAACAAACAAGGAUUGAAUACGGCGCAGUGAGGGACGGCUCCACAAUGACAUUCUUUAAGAAAUCAAAGAUCUCCACCUAUGAAAAGAUGUGGGCUUUUAUGAGCAGCAGGAAAACAGCUUUAGUGAAGAAUAACAAGGAAGGCAUCACUCGUGUGCUGACAACUGAUUAUGCCAUGCUGAUGGAAUCCACUAGCAUCGAGUACAUCAGCCAAAGAAACUGCAACCUUACACAGAUCGGAGGGCUCAUAGACUCCAAGGGCUACGGAGUAGGAACACCUAUUGGCUCCCCCUACAGGGACAAAAUCACAAUCGCCAUCCUCCAGCUGCAGGAGGAAGGGAAGCUACACAUGAUGAAGGAGAAGUGGUGGAGGGGCAAUGGUUGCCCAGAGGAGGACAACAAGGAAGCCAACGCUUUGGGUGUGGAGAACAUUGGUGGGAUCUUCAUUGUUCUUGCUGCCGGUUUGGUGCUUUCCGUUUUUGUCGCAAUUGGAGAGUUCAUCUACAAGGCCAGAAGGAAUGCAGACAUUGAGGAGUGUGCGUCUUUUGGUGCUGUGAUGGAGGAGUUGGGUAGAUCCCUGCAGUGUUACAAAGGUGUCCGGAGCAGGUCGCGACCUCAAAGUGCAACGAGGUCCCCCUGCAUCUUCUGUCAGCCAAAACGCUCUGCAAAAAGGGACGGAGGGAGACGAGACUCCAGCGCUUGAGGCUUGGAUCCAAAACUUGAUGCAAUUUACAUCAGACUGAAGUUAACUUACUUUUUAUCUUCUCUAAAUUUUUUGUGAGACACAAGUUCAAAAAUAUAUAUAUAUUUAUAUUUCUUUCAUCCCCUUUUCUUUAGAUUGAUUGUCUGUGUGAAGCACUACUGUAGAUGUAGUUUACAGCAUCAUAGCCCUGUAAAAACAACACGUGUCAAAAAUUUUAAACUCUUAUACGUUAUUCAUAGUCCCUCGUCUUUAACUGUUAACAGUUUGUAAAGUUAAAUCUGCAAACUUUAUAAAGUAUCCCAUGGUGUAAAUGUGAAGCAGCUUUACUGAUUUUCAAAAUAAAUACUUUUUUUUGUUGUU